AUGCACGCGUCCGCGCGCUUCUCCUCUUCCUUCGCCUCAUCCAGGAAGGCCAUUGCUGACGUUUCUGACGCCGUUGCACGGUCGUCCUAUCGGCCUCUCUGUGGGAAGAAGCAUCUGGGUUCUCCCUCUGCUCAGGAUCCACCCAAGGUCCAGAAGAGAUUAACAAAAGAAGAAAGAAGGGCCAGGGUAGAGGAAUUUGUUGAAAAUUACAGGGCAUCACAUGAAGGAAAAUUUCCGUCUGCUACAUAUGUUCGUAAGCAGGUUGGAGGGUCCUACUACGUAUCAUGGGCAUUACUCCAGGAACUGGAGUACAAUUCGAGACUGAGGAGUGAUGUCAGUGAUGCCUCUUUCAACUCAACCAGAGAUGCCAGGACCAGCUUCGAGGGCAUAAAGGAAGAGACGGAUCUACCCGAAGUCCACAAGAGGAUGACAAAAGAAGAAAGAAGGGCCAGGGUAGAGGAAUUUAUUGAAAAUUUCAGGGCUUCACAUGAAGGAAAAUUUCCACAUGCAACACAUGUUCGUCAGCAGGUUGGAGGGUCCUACUAUACAGUGCUGGCAUUACUCCAGGAAUUGGAGUAUAAUUCAAGACUCAAGAAUGAUGUAAGAAAUGCCUCUUUCAGCUCAGAAAACUUCAAGGAAAAAUACGGGCUCCACAAUAUCGAUCUCUCUCCAAGAGUUGCUACUACCAACUUUCAGGGUGUAAAGGAAGAAACGGCUAAAACCUCGGAACCUCUGGAUCUAAAUACUAAGCCACAACUUCCAGAAUGCCAUGGUAAAGCUGGAGCUGCCAAGCCAAACUUAUCCCCAACAACUUGUUUGGAGGAUAAAAGUGAGCCAAUGGCAUCAGGUCAAACUGAAAACAACAAUGUGGUUAAGGCACAAAACCUCAAGAGCCCUAAGCAUGCGCAUGAAGCAUCGAAGGGGGCAAAUCUGUGGGGCAGCCUGAAAUCCUUUGCUGGUGGACUCAGGAUCUUUUGGAACAGUCUGUAA
This is a messenger RNA of Triticum turgidum subsp. durum (durum wheat), 990 nucleotides long. The record is from the annotation of a GenBank genome assembly. Lineage: Eukaryota; Viridiplantae; Streptophyta; Magnoliopsida; Poales; Poaceae.